Molecule: messenger RNA, 4034 nt
Organism: Patella vulgata (common limpet)
Lineage: Eukaryota; Metazoa; Mollusca; Gastropoda; Patellidae
Product: zinc finger protein 501
Exons: 2
Coding region: 166-1488 (440 amino acids)
Biological process (GO): regulation of transcription by RNA polymerase II
Cellular component (GO): nucleus
Molecular function (GO): DNA-binding transcription activator activity, RNA polymerase II-specific; RNA polymerase II cis-regulatory region sequence-specific DNA binding
Source: RefSeq, a predicted model, not a curated record
AUGAACUUUAGAAACAACAAAAGCAUUUUUUGCGUUCGUUCGUUUUCUUUCUAAGAAAUAACCCUUCUGUGGAAGCGGACGAUAAAACACAACAAAGACAGUUUACCGAACGAUUGACCGGUUACUUUAAUUUUAAUUCACUAACAAAAUUUUAGUUUUUUUAGAAUGGCAACUAAUAAUGUUAAAACUCUUCACCAGUGUGUUGUAUGUGAUGAGAUUUUCCAGCAAUAUGAUGAUUUAGAAAAACACAAUAAAAUACAUGUUAAAGAUGAGAAAACCGAUGAAGAAGAUGAAUAUUGUCAUGUUAAAGAAGAUAAAACUGAUGAUGUAGAUGAAUAUUGUCAUGUUAAAGAAGAGAAAACUGAUGAUGUAGAUGAAUAUUGUCAUGUUACAGAAGAGAAAACGGAUGAUGGAGAUGAAUAUUAUCAUGUUACAGAAGAGAAAACGGAUGAUGGAGAUGAAUAUUAUCAUGUUACAGAAGAGAAAACGGAUGAUGGAGAUGAAUAUUGUCAUGUUCAAUUUGAAGAAAACAAAACUGAUGCAGAUGCUGAAGAAGAGAAAACUGAUGAUGUAGGUUUCUAUCAGUGUAGUUUGUGUGAGAAAUUAUUCACAUUAGAAACUGAUCUAGUGAAACAUUCUGAAAUGCAUGUUCAUUCAGCAAAGUCUGAUUUGCAGCCUGGUAAACGAGGGAGAAAAUUCAUACUGGAGCCAAAACCUGUAAAAUGUGAUGUUUGUAGCAAGUCAUUUACUAAGAAAGAUUAUCUGAAGAUUCACAUGAGAAUCCAUACGGGUGAGAAGCCGUUCGAAUGUUAUGUUUGUGGUAAAUCAUUCACGAACAAUUGCACUCUACAGCGGCACAUCAUCACCCACACAGGGGAAAAAAAAUAUAAAUGUGAUGUUUGUGAUAAAUCAUUCAGACAAUCAGGUUCUCGAUCCACACACAUGAAGACGCACACCGGCGUAAAACCCUUUAAAUGUGAUGUUUGUGGUAAAUCAUUUAACCAGAACCGCGAUCUUAAGAGACAUUUUGGAUUGCAUUCCGGAGAGAAACCCUAUGCUUGUGGGGUUUGUGGGAAAUCUUUCCGAGAAACGGGGAAUUUAGUGCAACAUAUGCGAACCCAUAUUGACGAAAAACCGUAUAAAUGCGAUGAAUGUAGUAAAUCAUUUACUACUAAUAGUAGUCUACAGAGGCACAUGAAAGUUCACACUGAAAAACCAUAUACCUGUGAUGUUUGUGGUAAAUCCUUUGGCGAAAAGUGUGAUUUAGUGCAUCACAUGAGAGUUCAUAAUCCUACUGAUGAAAAAACUUUUGAGUGUGAUGUUUGUAGUAAAUAUUUUACUAAUAAUAGCCAUCUUCAGAGACACAUGAAAAUUCAUACUAUAGUUACGGAUGAAAAAACUUUUGAAUGUAAUGUUUGUAGCAAAUAUUUUACUAAUAAUAGCCAUCUACAGAGACACAUGAAAAUUCAUACCAGAAAAAAUGUUUAGGUGUGAAAAAUUAUAUAAAUGUGAUUUUUGUAGUAAAUCUUUUGCCGUAAGUAGUAGUCUACAGAAGCGCAGGUGAACACAUACAGGUGGAAAACCUCAUAAUUGUGAUGUUUGUAGAAAAUCAUUUACUCUGAGUGGUAAUCUACAGAGACACAUGAGAAUUCAUACUGAAAAAAAAACCCCAAAAACUUUUAAAUCAUUUAGUCAAAGUGGAACUCUUCAUAUUUAUAAGAUCAAAAUCAUUCACUGUUUGUGAUUUUAUUAUUCAGAAUUUUAAUCUACAAAUGUAAUUUUUGUGUUAAAUCAUUUAGGAAAUGCCUUUAGAGACCAGUUGACUGAAGCCUGGAAAUAAGGCACCUGUCACAGACAAUGUCAGGCGCAGAUUCAGGCUAUGUCAGGCACUAAACCUCUGGUGCCUGUCACUUUGUCUGGCACUGAUUUGUCUUUUUUGUUGAUAUUAUUAAUACAUGUCUGGCACUAAGUUGAAAAUGCCAGGUACUAUUUCAUUAGUGCCUGACAUUUUGUCAGGUACAUCAAAAGCCGUUAUUUCCAGGCCCACAAGUGACCAGAUACAUGUACAUCUAUAAAUAGAAUAUCCUGAUAAUUACUAUUUAUAGUAACAUCUAACAGUAUCUACUUUUAUCAUUUAUUAAUUAACGCACGUUAUUUACAAUUUUAACAGUAUUUACUUAUAUGAUUUAUGAUUUACCAAGAGAAUAUUGACAGUAAAUCACACACUUGUUAAUUAACGCACCUUAUUUACAAUUUUAACGUGGUAAUGCUGAGUAAUAGAUGGGAAAUUAAUUUUCGUUCGAUAGACGUGCAAAUAACACCCCAAACAUAGAUUUCUAUAAAGUCUGUGCAUAGAUUAACCCCUUAGUAGUUCUCAGUAUAUACUUAGAGGAGAGAAUAUUGAUAUUAUAGAGGAUAUAUACAUGUGUAACAGUACUGUAUAAGAAUAUUAAUAAAAUUCAAGACUAUGAUGAAUUAACUUUUUACUAAAAGUCCUGACGAUUGGUGGAAGAAUCCCUGUACAGUUCAGGCAAGAUCGGAUCAACCGUACUGACGAUAGGUGGAAGAAUAUCUGUACAGUUCAGGCAAGAUCGGAUCUAUAGUCCUGAUGUUGGGUGGAAGAAUAUCUGUACAAUUCAGGCAAGAUCGGAUCUAUAGUCCUGAUGGUGGGUGGAAGAAUCCCUGUACAGUUCAGGCAAGAUUGAAUCAAUUGUAAAAUAUUAAAGUAGAGUUUAUAUUCCCAGAACAACGAACUUAAUAAGACUGUGAAAUGAAAAUGAAAUGAAAUAGGGUUUAACAUCCGACUGUUCUUCUUCGAACUGGGCUUAUGAAGACAGGCAUACGCCAUACAGUGUACUAUGAGGGAAAUUUUGCCCGGACAGCGGCACUACAGCCCACUCUUAGUCUUAUAUCAAAUUCCAACUGUCAAGGUUUUUUUUACGUGUACACAGGACCUCGUUUUUUUGUCCCAUCCGAACAACUAGACAACUACUUCAUUCUGAGCCAAGUUGUCAUUGUAGUUUUGACAAGAUGUGUGUAUAGGGAUAAACAGGGCACGGGUAUAUUCAAGACUUAUCUUUCCCAUUUUUAAAUGGGGAACCGUUCUGAUCUAGUUAAAAUAUCAAGUACAUGUAUCUGAUGCCAUCAAGAGUUGAUUAUGGUCUUCUUUUGUUAAUAAAUGUCUAAUUAAUAGUUUAUAUAACAUUUCAGGCCUAAAGAAAGACCUGCAAUAGACAGAUUUAGCUCUUAUAUAAUGUAUGUUUAAAGGACAAUAUUGGUGUCCGUCAUAAUAACAUAUGUGAUAGAACUGGUUAAAUACAUUCCAAAUAUAAUUUUAACACAGAGAUCAUUGCUACGGGAGAUGUGUAGCAGGCACGUGAAGAAACGGGAAGUGAUGACAAACACGAGUUAUCCUUCUACGUAUCUGACUGAUGUAACAAGCGAUAACAGACAAAUGAUCGAAUUUCAUUUCACUGAUAAUUCCGUUGAAGUUGAAAAGUUAUUAUAUGGGACGGUGAGAGGGUAUCUCACAAUUCAAAAAUAGAAUUGGCUGUCACUAGAUAAGGGAAAACGAGAAAAAAAGAAAAAUCCUGUGCAUUCCCUCCUUUUUAUUCAUUCUGUUCUUAAUAAAAACAUGGUAAUGCACAGACUUUUUCUAAUAUGUUCGUUAUCUUUUAUCUAAUGACAGCCAAUUCUUUUUUUGAAUUGUCAGAUAUACUCUCACCGUCUCAUAUAAUAGCUUUUCAUCUUCAACUGAAAUAUCAGUGAAAUGAAAUUCGAUCGCGUCUGUUACCGCUUGUUGCUUCAAUCAGUUAUAUAGUAGGAUAACUCGUGUUUGUCAUGUUUGUCGUCACUUCCCGUUUCUUCACGUGCUUGUUACACAUCUCCCGUAGCAAUGAUCUCUGUGUUAAAGUUAUAUUUGGGAUGUAUUUAACCAGUUCUAUCACAUAUUUUAUAAUGACUGACACCAAUAUUGUCCUUUAAACAAACUGUUGAAUAGAGUUUUGCUUGUUUAUUUAUAUCCAAUGUUUGUG